Messenger RNA from Myxocyprinus asiaticus (Chinese sucker), 4216 nucleotides. Its product is annotated as ras suppressor protein 1. The coding region runs from base 151 to 984 and encodes 277 amino acids. NCBI's taxonomy places the organism in Eukaryota, Metazoa, Chordata, Actinopteri, Cypriniformes, Catostomidae. Gene Ontology annotation, molecular function: protein binding. The record is from RefSeq and is a predicted model, not a curated record. The transcript is spliced from 9 exons.
UGCGGAGACUUUUACAGACAUACUAUCAACUUCCGGUUGGGUGUGUGCGAUUGACUUGAAACAAAAAUAUCUGGUUUUACUGCCCCGAGGGCCUGAAUAUUUGUUUUCCGUUUUUCCUGUAUGUUUACGUUCAUUCCGCACAGUUAGAAAAUGUCUAAGUCCCUGAAGAAGAUAGUGGAGGAGAGUCGGGAUAAGAAUUUGCCAGAGGUGGACAUGUGUGACAGGGGAAUAUCAAACCUACUGGAUAUUCCUGGGCUGUUCACCUUGUCCAAUAUAACCCAAUUGGUGCUAAGUCACAACAAGCUGAAUGCUGUGCCUCCAAACAUUGCAGACCUCAAGAACUUGGAGGUGUUGAACAUGUUCAAUAACCAGAUUGAGGAGCUUCCAACCCAGAUCAGUAGCCUUCAGAAACUGAAACACCUGAACCUUGGGAUGAACAGGUUGAGUACUCUUCCAAGAGGGUUCGGAUCUCUUCCAGCGUUGGAGGUUCUGGAUCUCACAUACAACAACCUGAACGAGUCCUCGCUGCCUGGGAAUUUCUUUUACCUAACCACCCUGCGUGCGCUCUAUCUCAGUGACAACGAUUUUGAGAUUUUGCCCCCAGACAUCGGCAAGCUGGCCAAGCUACAGAUAUUGAGUCUGAGGGACAAUGACCUCAUCUCUCUGCCCAAGGAGACUGGAGAUCUGGCUCAGCUAAAGGAACUUCACAUUCAGGGGAACAGACUCACAGUACUGCCUCCUGAACUUGGUAACCUGGACCUGACAGGCCCAAAGCAGGUGUUUAAGGCUGAGAAUAACCCCUGGGUGACUCCUAUAGCAGACCAGUUCCAGCUGGGCGUCUCUCAUGUGUUUGAGUACAUCCGCUCAGAGACCUACAAGUAUCUUUAUGGGAGACACAUGCAGGCCAACCCUGAGGCGCCCAAAAAGAACAUGGACAAAUCCAAGAAGAUCAGCCGUAAGCCCCUGGCGGCCAAGAACAAGUGAAGAAGAGGAUGAAGAAGAUCCAACUCUCCGUACUGAACCUCACUGCAUGUGCCUUCCCAUUUUAUAUUUAUUCAGAAAAUAUGUUUUAUAUUGCUGCAGUAUUAUGUUAACCACUAACCUCUGGAUGGGUCCACCCUAGAUAUGCCCCAAAAACCAUUUCUGAAUGUCUUUGUGUCAAGUUUGUCCUUUUUUUCUCCCAACAAUCUGCCUAUUUACACCAUUUAAGGCUACAGUUGAAGUCAGAAGUUUACAUACACCUUAGCCAAAUGCAUUUUAAACUAAGUUUUACACAAUUCCUGACAUUUAAUCGUAGAAAACAUUCCCUGUCUUAGGUCAGUUAGGAUCACUACUUUAUUUUAAGAAUGUGAAAUGUCAGAAUAAUAGUAGAGAGUGAUUUAUUUCAGCUUUUAUUUAUUUCUUCACAUUCCCAGUGGGUCAGAGGUUUACAUACACUUUGUUAAUAUUUGGUAGCAUUGCCUUUAAAUUGUUUAACUUGGGUCAAACUUAGGUAGGCUUCCACAAGCUUCUCACAAUAAGUUGCUGGAAUUUUGGCCCAUUCCUCCAAACAGAACUGGUGUAACUGAGUCAGGUUUGUAGGCCUCCUUGCACACACAUGCUUUUUCAGUUCUGCCCACACAUUUUCUAUCGGAUUGAGGUCAGGGCUUUGUGAUGGCCACUCCAAUACCUUGACAUUGUUGUCCUUAAGCCAUUUUGCCACAACUUUGGAGGUAUGCUUCGGGUCAUUGUCCAUUUGGAAGACCCAUUUGUGACCGAGCUUUAACUUCCUGGCUGAUGUCUUGAGAUGUUGCUUCAAUAUUACUACAUCAUUUUCCUUCCUCAUGAUGCCAUCUAUUUUGUGAAGUGCACCAGUCCCUCCUGCAGCAAAGCACCCCCACAACAUGAUGCUGCCACCCCCAUGCUUCACGGUUGGGAUGGUGUUCUUCGGCUUGCAAGCCUCACCCUUUUUCCUCCAAACAUAACGAUGGUCAUUAUGGCCAAACAGUUACAUUUUUGUUUCAUUAGACCAGAGGACAUUUCUCCAAAAAGUAAGAUCUUUGUCCCCAUGUGCACUUGCAAACUAUAGUCUGGCUUUUUUAUAGUAGUUUUGGAGCAGUGGCAUCUUCCUUGCUGAGCAGCCUUUCAGGUUAUGUCGAUAUAGGACUCGUUUUACUGUGGAUAUAGAUACUUGUCUACCUGUUUCCUCCAGCAUCUUCACAAGGUCCUUUGCUGUUGUUCUUGGAUUGAUUUGUACUUUUCGCACCAAACUACGUUCAUCUCUAGGAGACAGAAUGUAUCUCCUUCCUGUGCGGUAUGAUGGCUGUGUGGUCCCAUGGUGUUUAUACUUGAAUACUAUUGUUUGUACAGAUGAACAUGGUAACCUCAGGCAUUUGGAAAUUGCUCCCAAGGAUGAACCAGAUUUGUGAAGGUCCACAAUAUUUUUUCUGAGGUCCUGUCUUGAUUUCUUUUGAUUUUCCCAUGAUGUGAAGUAAAGAGGCACUGAGUUUGAAGGUAUGCCUUAAAAUAUAUCCACAGGUACACCUCCAAUUCAGUACACCUCCUGUCAGAAGCUAAUUGUCUAAAGGUUUGACAUCAUUUUCUGGAAUUUUCCAAGCUGCUUAUAGGCACAGUUAACUUAGCGUAUGUUAACUUCUGACCCACUGGAAUUGUGAUAUAGUCAAUUAAAAGUGAAACAAUCUGUCUGUAAAUAUUUGUUGGAAAAUUACUCAUGUCAUGCACAAAGUAGAUGUCCUAAAUGACUUGCCAAAACUAUAGUUUGCUAAUAUGAAAUCUGUGGAGUGGUUAAAAAAUGAGUUUUAAUGACUUCAACCUAAGUGUAUGUAAACUUCUGACUUCAAAUGUAUGUGCCGCAUUUGUAAAGUUAGAUUUAAAGGAAUAGUUCGCCCAAAAAUGAAAACAUAAUGUACUCAACCUCAUGUUGUUUUAAAGCCUUACGCGGUUACACAAAUGGAUAAAUUUUUAAGGAAAUUACUUUUACAUGCAAUUAUAAAGAAUGGGGACUGGAGCUUUCAAGCUUUCAAAAUGAUGCAAAAGCACCACAAAAGUAUUUUAAAAGUGAUUCAUUUAGCUUUUUGUAAGGAACAGGCCGACAUUUAAAUUGCACAAUUCGCAAACAAAUAGUUCACAGGUUGAAUCUUUUUAAUGAAUCAGUUGAUCCGGUUCACAAAACUAGUCAGAAUGAUUUGUUUACAAAUCCGACAGAUCCAGUUUUGGGUUAUAAAAUUCAGUGACUGGUUCAAAGUUUUCUGGAGGGUGGAGAAUUUUCCUAACCCUUAAAUGUUGGUCUAGUACUCACACAAAUAUAUUGUAUUGCAUCAGAAAUGCAGUCAUUAAAGAGUCAUUAAAGCAUUAGUCACCAUUUAGUACAUUCUUAAAAUGUCUCCUUUUUUUUUGUACUGAAAAAAGACGUAAUAUGGGAUGUGAAUUUUCAUUUUUGGGUAAGCAUUCUUGUAAGCUAUUUCGCACUGGACGUAAAUCAGGUUUCUGAACAUGUUUUUUUUUUUUUUGCCUAGAUCUCUUGAGAGGCAGAGGAAGUAUUGUCCUAUCCAGCCAUCCACAUAUGGAGAGCAGCAUUUCUUAGUCAAUUCUGGGGGCUAGUGACAAGGCUUGUGUAACCGUACAGGGAUUUAGCAAGAGUUCUGGAGUCUAGUUGAGACUGAGCAGGAUUGUGUCAGGUCUCUUGGGGGACACCACUGACUGCUUCCUCUGCCUCUUAAUGACAGAUAUGAAUGGCUGCAAACGAAAGCUUCAGAUGGUACACACAGCAGAAUCCAGACAGAAAUGUCCCACUGGCCAUUUGAGAGGGUCAACAAGAUAUCGCAGCAAAACACAGAUGGUGUUCUUUGAAACCAUCAACACAACAGCCAUUGUUUCUCUUUGUUAUUAUUUUCAAUGUAACAUGACAGUGCAACUUUUUACCGAACAGGACAGUGUUUAAAAAGCACCGGAUUGUGGUAGAAAUAAUUUAGCAAUAACUGUGACUCCCACUACGAUUUUAGGUUACGUACACUAACAUCUUCUAAUUCUGCAAAGCUUGGCUAAAUUCGAAGUUUUACUUUUUUCAGAUGUAUUGUAUAUUGUAAAAGGUCACAGAAUGUUUUAUUGCAAUCACAUUAUAAAGCUGUAAUAUUUUUAAAUCUUUUAUUAGGGCACAUGAAACCAUGUGCAAUGUUCUGAAUUUUUUACAUGAAAAUAAAGUCACCAUUUUGUUUGA